AGAGGUCAUUAGUCAUAACCAUUAUCUUAAUAACACCUGGAUUGAUACUGUUGCUAGAUUGAAACUCAUUUGUGUUUUCUUCGAGGUAAAAAUGAUUGACAAUUUUUCAAUUUCGCUCACAUUUGUAAUAUUUUGUCUUUUUUGUGGAUAUGUGGAUUGCGAAUUCAAAAACGAUGUUUUACGAUCAGCCGUUUUGCGAGCCAAUAAAGACAUCGUUGCGCGCAACAAGGACUUCUUAAGACAAAAUGUUCCCGAAGAAUUAUAUACACUGAAUUCAAAAUGGAUUAAUUCUGGUGCGUUUCUCAGUGAAGAAACAGGAAAUCUUGGAGCUGUAGUAGGUUUCUACAAUGUAUCAGACAGCUGUUUUAACCACACUGCCCUCAUAAUGGCAGGGAUACAGAACAGGCAUGAAUGGGCGCUGCAAUUUCUUGACGCAUUUGGGAAAAUUCCGCCCGGGUUUCUCAACGGCAAUCUGUUCUUUCUUGGUUCGUAUGAUCAAUGCUUGAAGAUCAGGUACGACAACUCUUCCGAUCCGGAAAAUGUGUUCAAAGGGCAACACUGCACUGCAAAAAUUCCAAUGGCUCCACCGGAUGUCCAAAACGGCUUCUAUGCAGUCCCCCCUCUCACAUUAGGAGUGUGUUUCCCUAGCACAUGUUCUGCUGAUGACGUCAUGGCGUAUUUAAACACAGGGUUAUCCAUGUUGCCGACCGGAAACGGAAGUCAGCCAUUGUUUUCCUACGUCGUAGACUGUGAUGUGGAGGGAGAAACAACAGAAUACGACGCUAAGGCCAUUGGCGGAUUUGUCCUGAUUGGAGUAAUCAUGUUGAUGAUGCUGAUCGGUACUACAUAUGACGUCGUGGUAUACCAAUGGGGACCAUGGUCACGUGCUACGAUGGAGGAGUUUACUCUGACAAAUGAACGGAAGCUGUCUGAGAAGACACCAUUAGUUGGAGAAAACAAACCAUCAUAUGGCUACAUUGGACAGCCGGGUAUUUUUGCACAACUCCUCAUUAGCUUCUCUGUCUACUCGAAUGGUGAGAAGUUGUUGAGUACAAAACAAGCUCCGGGUUCUUUAACAGCGAUCAAUGGCAUCCGGGUACUCAGCAUGUUCUGGGUCAUUCUGGGUCACGCAUACGUUUUUCCUCAAAGAGUUGCAAGCAAUUAUGGAGAUUUCAUCAUUGAUAUGUCAGAAAGAGUUUCAUUUCAAGCAAUCAUGAAUGCUCUUGUUUCCGUGGAUACAUUCUUUGCUCUGAGUGGACUUUUAGUUGCCUACUUAACUCUUCGAGAAAUGGAUAAGAAUAGUGGAAAAUUAAACUGGGCGAUGUUCUAUUUCCAUAGAUUUUGGAGACUGACUCCUGCUUACAUGCUAGUUCUUUUCGUUAACGCCACCCUCACACGAUACUGGGGUGACGGACCACUGUGGCAAAAAGAUGGAUUUGAAAUAGACUUUUGCAAAGAUUCAUGGUGGAGAAAUUUGCUAUAUAUCAAUAAUUUCUUCGACUUCGGCGAGAUGUGUAUGACGUGGUCGUGGUAUCUCUCUAACGAUAUGCAGUUUUACAUUCUAAGCCCUCUGAUGUUGAUUCCGUUGUAUCUGUCCCAAACCAUUGGGCUAGCCGUGUGUGCUAUCUUCCUGCUAGGUACCAUGACUGCUACAGGCGUCAUCACUACCAAUGAAGACUUACCUGUGUCCAGUUUUUCUCCACAUGUUGACCCAGCGAAAGCUAUGCCUUACUUUGAAGAUUAUUAUAUAAAGCCAUACUGCCGAAUGGGUCCAUACAUAGUGGGUAUAGUCACAGGCUAUGUUCUGUACAAGACGGAGGGAAAAUACAGAAUAAACAGAGCCUUGAAUUUGUUGUGUUGGGUUAUCGCGGCUGUUCUGGCUUGUCUCUGCCUUUACGGUUUGUAUGAGGAAAACAAAGGUACAGCCGAUCUAAGUACUGAAGUUCGGUCGCUUUACAACACCAUUCACAGGAGCGUGUGGGGCGCAUGCGUAUGCUGGGUUAUAUUCUCAUGUGCAAAUGGAUAUGGAGGUUUUGUGAAUCAGUUGCUAUCAUGGAAGGCGUUUCUGCCACUUGGAAGAUUGACGUACUGUGCCUACCUGGUACAUCCUAUCAUAUUGAAUUGUGUCUCAUACAACCGGCGAGUUCCCCUCUACAUGGACGAUAUAACGAUGGGAUACCUGUUCCUGGCAACCCUGGUAGCUUCCUACGCAGUUGCCUUCGUUGUGUCUCUUGCGUUUGAGUCGCCUAUGAUGGGUUUGGAGAAGGUCAUAUUCAAAAAGAAGCGACGAUAAUACAUAACUGAAUAGCAAUGUAUAAUAUGGAGAUUAACAUUUUCAUGUGAUUGCUAUGUAAUUUAAUAAACUUUUAGUUAAUCUCCUAUAUAAUUGAUCUUACACUUUAAUUCAAAUAACUACUUGAAAACAGGAGCGGCAAAGACAAGGAAACAUGACUAUAAAGAAGUGGAAAUAAAAGACGGGAAUUCA
Molecule: messenger RNA, 2485 nt
Organism: Pecten maximus
Lineage: Eukaryota; Metazoa; Mollusca; Bivalvia; Pectinida; Pectinidae
Product: nose resistant to fluoxetine protein 6-like
Exons: 15
Coding region: 92-2293 (733 amino acids)
Molecular function (GO): acyltransferase activity, transferring groups other than amino-acyl groups
Source: RefSeq, a predicted model, not a curated record